CUAAAUUAACCUCUUUUUGUUGUUUCUUACAAAAGCGCAAACUCCAAAAUUUGCAACCUUUGUAGCUUCAGUUUGCUUCCUACGACACCAGAUGUAGCUGAGUCAUCCAAUCACGAGAAAAACUGUCGGUGACGUCAAAACAGAAGGAAGUUAGUUGAGCAGAAGUUUGGAUGUAAAGUUAUUCGUUCAAAUGUGAUUAGUAAUGGCUGCGAAUUUACCACAUGAAUUUAAUAGAUACGCCAAAUACUGCAAGCACUUAAGGAGAAUUUUGAAGGAUACGAGACAUUCUUUCGAAGAUAUCGCUAGAAGUGGCUAUUUCGACGAAGAACAGCUUUUAGAAAUUCGUUUAAAACCUAAAGAUGUCCAAACUGUUCAAGAAGUAUUAUUUCAGUCUGUUGGAAUUGUGAUUUUAGGACAAAGUUUUUGGGCAAAAUCUUGUGUAGCAAAUGAAUUAUUUGGACAGCCUAUUCUUCCCACAGUACCAUCUGGAGAGACUGAAAAAGGUUAUUUGAAUUGGCGAAUGGUUAGAUUUAAAUAUGGGACGCAGACACAAGUAAGCUUGGCCUUACCAAACAGUUAUGAAUUAGUGGAGCAUCUUGUUUCAUAUGAUAAACCAUGGCAUACCGUACCUCUAGCUGAUUUAAAAUUAAAGGAAGAAAUUCAUGAUGAUCCAGCCUUAGAAAGUGCAGUAUUAGAAAUUCAUCUUCAUCACUCAAUACUUAAAGAUGAUGUUCAGAUAGUAGUUUCUCCCAGCAAUUGCAGGUUUAGUUUAGAACAGUUUUAUGAUGUCUGUACAGAAGGACUUUCACCUAUUUUGAUAUAUGCCAUUGAAUCGGAGUCAUUAAAUCAACGGGAAAUCACAGAAUUAAUAGAAUUAAAGAGAAAAGCACCAAAAUCUCCAAUUUUUUUUAUAUGUGCACAUCCACAACAAUCUUGUGAACUUACAGAAUCUGAACAACAUGCUCGUAGUUCUUUGGGUACAACAUCUACACAGACAUGGUCUCAUUCAUAUCAAGAACGUUCUCCUCUUCAUCAUUAUCAAUUGGCAAGGAAAAGAAGAGAAUCCUUUGAUGUUAGACUUAGAAAAACAUCAUUAACACUUUUUCAACAAUUAUGUGGAUUGGGAUUUCUUAAUAUGUUACCACAGGAUGUAAAUCAAAAAAGGCAUCGAAGGUAUAGUGGAACUAUUGAUGUUGAUAGUGAAUUGGUUGAAAAUUUUGAAAAUGAUCUCAGUGUCAAACUUAGUUUGAGUAAAUGGCUGUGGCUAAAAGUAUGGUUCAGGUAUCAAAUUAAAGCUCUAGUAAUGUUGCUGAAGAGAAAUUUGAGAAAGAUGCAAUGGUUCAGUCUAAGCGUUAAGACAAUGGAAAGCAAUAUGGCGACCACCUUACCGCAAUUACGGGAUGGAAACUUUUCUAACUGGAGAUUUCGAGUAGAAAUUAUUUUAGAAGAAAAAGGGGUAAAGGACCUCGUUGGUGAACAUGUAAUAGAGACUGAUGGAAUAACUGAGACAGAAAAGAAAAGAUUCAUCGAAAGAGACGCCAAGGCCAGAAGCAUAAUUAUACAGUGUCUAACGGACAGACAUUUAGAAUAUGUUAAAGAUUCGAAAACAGCUCGAGAAAUGAUGAAAUCUCUUACGAACGUCUUUGAACGAAAAAGUACAUUUUCUAAACUAUAUAUAAGAAGAAAAUUAUUGUCACUUAAGUGCGGAGAUGAUGACUUACAGAAUCACUUCGUAAUAUUUGACGGACUCAUAAGGGAAUUGGAGUCGACCGGCACAAUAAUGGAAGAUAGCGACAAGGUAAGCCACCUUCUUCUAACUAUGCCUCAAAAAUACGAUACGGUAAUAACGGCCCUUGAGACAAUGACGACUAGUGUAACCUUGGAAUUCGUAAAAAGUAGGCUAUUAGAUGCCGAACUUAAAUUUAAAAAUUCGGAACAUGGAGAGAAGACUGAAAGUCUCCCUUGUUUUAUAGGAGUGGGAAAUAAAGGUUGUUUUAUUUGCGGAGAUCGUCGACAUUUGAAAUAUAAUUGUCCUAAAAGAGGAGAGAGUACUCACUCAGGCCAUAAUGCCAGAGGGAAAAGGAAAAGUAGUGAAAAUAAAAGUAGAAGGAUUUGGAGAAACAACUAUCAGAAUAAUGGAAGUAACCAGAGAAACUAUGAAGAAAGAGCAAAUAUCACAUCACAUGACAUGGAAAUAUCCUUUGUGGCAUAUAACACAGAACAUGACACAAACAUCGGACAACAAAGCAUCAUACAUUUCGUAUUGGAUUCAGGAGCAACAGAACACCUAGUUCAAGAAAAUACUGCUACUUAUAUGACAGAUAUAGAAAGUUUAACCAAACCAAUAAGCAUAAAUGUAGCAAAUGGAGAAAAACUUCUAGCACAAAAAAGAGGCAAGAUAAGACUAUCUUAUAAUAAUAAAAAUAUUGUUCUGACUGCUCUCAUUGUACCAAAGAUUUCCCAUAACUUGCUAUCUGUAAGAAAAAUCAAUGACACUGGAAAAAGGGUUAUCUUUGAAAGAAAAAAGGCUGUUAUAAUGCACAGAGAUUUUCACAUGGAUUGUCCACUUACAGGAAGCCUGUUUAUUGCAAAGUUUACCAUAAGAAAUAAUAUACAAUGCCUCAAAACGGAAGCAAAUGACUUGUGGCAUAGAAGAUUAGGCCACCUAAACUACCGUGAUCUGAAAGUAAUGAAUCUGCCAUGCCCCAACCAACCUUGUGGACCAUGCAUGAAGGGCAAAGCUACUAGAUUACCAUUCAAAAGGAAUGAACACAGAUCACACAGAAUAGGAGAACUAUUGCACACAGACGUAUGUGGACCCAUAAAUCCAAAUACUAUAAAUGAUGAAAAAUACUUCCAAACAAUAACAGAUGAUUUCUCACAUUUUACUGUAGUAUAUCUCUUAAGAAACAAAGGAGAAGCAGCACUCAACAUAAUGAACUACGUCAGAGAAAUACAUGCUCAAUUUGAAAAAAGAGUAAGUCGUAUUAGAUGGGACAAUGGAGGUGAAUUUUCCUCAAGGAUAUUGAAAGACUUCUGUAAGAACAAAGGAAUAAAAAUGGAAUAUACAACAGCCUACACACCUCAGCAAGGAGGGUUGGCAGAAAGAAUGAAUAGGACACUAUUGGAUAAAGCAAGAACUAUGUUUGAAGACAGUGAUCUACCUAAACACUUGUGGGGAGAGGCAAUUCGUACAGCCGCUUAUCAGAUAAAUCGAUCCCCCACCACAGCACUCAGUGGAAAUAUCCCUUCAAGAAUAUGGUAUGGAAAAGUUGACUUAUCAAAACUAAAAGUAUUCGGUUGUCAAGCCUGGUUAUAUAAGCUACCACAAUCUACAAAGUUAGAAUCACGUGCCAAGGAAGUCAGAAUGGUAGGAUAUAGCGGGUCAGGAUACAGACUCUGGGAUCCAAAGGAAAACGAGAUCCUAAUAGGUAGAGAUGUAAAAUUUAAUGAAACUCCUAUGCCGGUAUACUACAAAACUCAAAGUGAUGAUGACUUCUAUGCAAGAGACAAAGAAGAGGACAACAAAACUAAUAGUGAUCAUGAAAAGAUAAAUCAAAAUCCAGAAACCUAUGAAGAGGCAGUUGAAUCAGGAAAAGAAUGGAAAGAUGCCAUAGAAAAGGAACUAGAGGCUCAUCUAAAAUUUGGCACCUGGACUGAAACAACACUUCCAAAGGACAAAGAUCCAAUAGAAACCAAGUGGGUGUUUCGAACAAAACCAGAUGGAACAAAGAAAGCACGUCUCGUUGCAAAAGGAUAUCAGGAAGAAGAAUUUAACAACUCAUAUGCACCAGUAGUAAGAAUAUCAACAGAAAUCACAGAAUUAAUAGAAUUAAAGAGAAAAGCACCAAAAUCUCCAAUUUUUUUUAUAUGUGCACAUCCACAACAAUCUUGUGAACUUACAGAAUCUGAACAACAUGCUCGUAGUUCUUUGGGUACAACAUCUACACAGACAUGGUCUCAUUCAUAUCAAGAACGUUCUCCUCUUCAUCAUUAUCAAUUGGCAAGGAAAAGAAGAGAAUCCUUUGAUGUUAGACUUAGAAAAACAUCAUUAACACUUUUUCAACAAUUAUGUGGAUUGGGAUUUCUUAAUAUGUUACCACAGGAUGUAAAUCAAAAAAGGCAUCGAAGGUAUAGUGGAACUAUUGAUGUUGAUAGUGAAUUGGUUGAAAAUUUUGAAAAUUUUCCUAGCAUCCUGUUGUAUGUGAGACAAAAUCUUCAAGCUCGUCUAGUUAACAUAGCUAAAAUUUUAAAUGAUGCACAUAAUCGAUGUCUGAGGAUGUUUAUUAUGAGUGCAUUUUCUAUGACAUGGGACAUGAUAAUUACUCCAAAACGACUUGAUUAUGCACGACAAAGAGAAGCAGAACUGUAUGAAUCAUUAAUGAAAAUUGCAAAUGAGAAUCAAGACGAAAUUCGUAAAUUAAUUGUUGAGACUAUUGACAGCAUGAAAGAAGAAUUGCUGGAAAGAGCAUCAAAACAUGAAUUUCAAGGUGUGCAGCUCUCUGGACAAAGUGAGCCAAUUUCAACGAGAGAUCUUCAUGUAUGCACUACAGAAAUACAAGAUUUAGUUCUUGGAACACUUAACAGUGCUGUUGCUGGAAAAUUAAUUGGAUCAGUUGAUUAUCUUCGAGAAAGUUUCAUUGGUACUUUAGAAAGAUGUCUUGGAAGUUUAGAGAAAGUUUGUAAAGAAAGUGGUGAAUCAGUACAAGCAAGUAAUGCAUUGAAACAAAUUUUGAAUGCUGCAUAUCAAGUUGAAGUUACUGUUAAAACUAGUUCAACAUUUUUACGAGCACUUUUUGAGAAAAUGAAGCAGCUAGUUCAAGCAUUGCCCUGGAAAACACCACCACACAUAGACAAAGACUGGAAAAGAAAAGUGGCUUCUGAUAUGUUAGCUAGUCUGAGUCCCUUACGUUUAUCAAGAUCUAUUUGCUCUCAAUUUCGAGAGAGAUUAAAAACAUCUCAUGAUCAUUUUGCUGCAUCUCUCAGACAAUUAGAAGCUAUUCAUUCUGGAAGAUUGGAAAGAACAGAGGAACAAAGAUUAAAAGUUCGAAAAGUUCAUGCACCAAGGAUUGCAAAAUAUGCAUUAGAAAGCACUUCAUUGACAGACAUGAUAUUAUUUGGAAUGCCACAAAUUGGAAGAGAGAUUGGUAGAGGUCAGUAUGGUGUAGUUUAUGCUUGUGAUGCAUGGGGUGGCUUUUCACCAUGUGCUAUAAAAUCUGUNGCUGAGCUCAUAGUGUAUGCUUCAAAGCAAAGUUACUAUCUAGCACAACCAUUUAAAGUUUGUAGAAGUAUACCAGAACAUGAUCGUAUUGUCCAAAUUAGUGGUUCAGUAAUUGAUCAUUCUUAUGGAAGUGGAAGCACGCCUGCUGUUUUGUUGAUAAUGGAAAGAUUACAAAGAGAUUUAUAUUCAGCUAUCAAGAUGGGAUUAAAUUGGAUGUGUCAAUUACAAGUAGCUUUAAAUGUAGUAGAAGGCAUUAGAUUUUUACAUAGUCAAGGUCUUGUUCAUUGUGACAUUAAAUUGAAAAAUGUACUGUUGGAUAAAAGAAAUCGUGCCAAAAUAACUGAUUUAGGUUUUUGUAAACCAGAAGCAAUGAUGUCUGGAAGUAUUGUUGGUACACCUAUUCACAUGGCACCAGAACUUUUCAGUGGACGAUAUGACAACAGUGUUGAUGUUUAUGCCUUUGGAAUUUUAUUUUGGUACAUCUAUGCAGGUCAUGUAAAAUUGCCUUAUGUUUUUGAGCAAUGCCAAAGUAAAGCAUUAUGGAAUGCUGUUCGGAGAGUAGUAAUGAUUUUAUUUCUAGGUGCAAGACCAGAAAGAUUACCUCAGUUUGAUGAUGAUUGCUGGCAAUUAAUGGAAGAAUGUUGGGCUGGUGAUCCAGGACAGCGCCCAUUGUUAGGCGAUGUAGAACCUCGUCUAACAAGAAUAAUGGAGCGUUACAUGGAUAAACCUGCUCCAAGUGGGUAUCAGGAUAAAUUGAAAAAAGGAAUGCGUAGAUGUAGACAUCAUUCUCGUAAACAUAAAUAAUUUAGAAUAGUUUUAAAUUAAUUUUCUUAUAGCACUUUAAUAUUAAUUAAAAAUGACAUCGAAAAGAUUUGUGGAAAAUAUAGUUUUAGAAGAAAAUUAACUAAUUACAAAGAAAUUAAUGGACUUUUAUAUAGCAACUUUAAUUGACCUUUUUAUUUAAUUUUAUAUAAACAUUGCAUCUUGUUAAAUGAUAUUUUUCUAUAAGAGCAAUGAUUACAUUAAAAAAUUUUAUAUCAUAAUUAGG
Messenger RNA from Centruroides sculpturatus (bark scorpion), 6269 nucleotides. RefSeq lists its product as uncharacterized. The record is from RefSeq and is a predicted model, not a curated record. Gene Ontology annotation, biological process: protein phosphorylation; DNA integration. Gene Ontology annotation, molecular function: nucleic acid binding; ATP binding; protein kinase activity. NCBI's taxonomy places the organism in Eukaryota, Metazoa, Arthropoda, Arachnida, Scorpiones, Buthidae.